Messenger RNA from Pocillopora verrucosa, 1709 nucleotides. Lineage: Eukaryota; Metazoa; Cnidaria; Anthozoa; Scleractinia; Pocilloporidae. The record is from RefSeq and is a predicted model, not a curated record.
ACAUAUGUAGAUAUCUUUGACGAUGACAAGUAUGAUCAGGAUAAGUACAACUUUGUCGAUGACCGUGGAGCUGUUGCAAACCCAGAAGAUGCAGGACCGGACGAGCUAGGAGCAGCUGCAGCAAAUCCCAUCGGUGAAGUGGGUGAACACGGUGCUACGGCACAUCCCUUUCUGGUUGCAUUGGACGAUGAUGCUACAGCUUUCCCUCUUGGAAUUAACGUAGGAGACGAAGGAGCACCUGCAACAGAUCCCGACCGUGAAGUGGGUGAACACGGUGCUACGGUACAUCCCUUUGUGAUUGCAAUAAACGAUGGUGCUCAAGCUUUCCCUUUCGCUAUUAACGUACCAGAGAAAGGGGCAGCUGCAGCAAAUCUCGCCUAUGAACACGGUGCUACGGCACAUCCCUCUAUGGUUGGAAUUGACGAUGGUGCUACAGCUUUCCCUCUCGGAAUCAAAGUAGAAGAAGAAAGUUGCGCAGCAUACCCUUUUGAGAGUGAUAAGAAAGAUAUGGAUGCCCAAGCGUACCCUUUGGAGAGUGAUACUUUACCAUACCUUAGCGAGAACGAGGAAGAAGAUGUUGAUAACUCCGAGUGCCCUCUUGCGAUUGAGGAAGAAGAAAUUGAUGACUCCGAGUGCCCUCUUGCGAUUGAGGAAAAAGAAAUUGAUCCUUUACCAUCCUCCCUGGUGAUGGACGAAGACGGUCUAGCUGCUUCAGCACGUCCCCUUGUGACUGACGAAGAAAAUUCUGAUUCUUUAGCAUGCCCCCUUGUGGUUGAGGAAGAAGAUUCCAAUAACUCAGCAUGCUCCCCUGUACCUGGGGAGGAAGAUUUGGAAGCCACAGAAUGCCUUUCUGUUACUGAAAAAGAAGAUCCUACCUCUUUCGCACGCUCUGCAAAUGAGGUGAACAAACCCGAUGCCUCACCAUUCCCUUGUGUGAUCGAAGAAGAUCUUGAUUCUUUAGAAUACAAUCCUCUGAUCGAAAAAGAAGGCCUCAGUGAUUCCGUCUUCCCUCCAGAAAUUCAAACUGAUGACGAAGAUGGUGUAACAACUGAACCUGAAAAUACCGUUGGUUAUGAAGGUGCUGUAGCAGCUCAAUCUGAAAAGGAGGCAGUAGAAGAAGAACCUAAGACUUGCCAACUAGAGUACACGAAGGAUGAACAAGACGAUCUUGGAAACUAUAUGGACGACCAAAGUGAUGCUGUAGACCUUUUUGACGGAGACGCUAGCGUACAAGAGUAUGAUGGUAAUCAACUUACUGCUGCGAAUAUAGACGAAACUGGAAGUGACGAAGACGAGGAGUCAUCUGAAGCAACUCCUCUUGUGCAGGACUGAGGCUUAAUAGCAGAAUUGCUUAACCUCUAAGGUUGUAGUCUUAUAACACUCUGUUAUUUGUAGUUUAUAUUUCGAGAAUUUCAGCCUCAAUAUUUCAUAGUUUUUUUUUUAUUUUAAGACGUAGGUUUUUUCGUACUUUUACUUUAGUAAUGCUUCGGUAGUGAUGAUAACCAUUUUCAUAGUUUAUAAGUGGAGGUUAAGUGGAAUUUCCUUCAAAGAAAAACUUGUUUAUUUACUUCACUUUUGCAUUUCUUAGUUUACCGUUUAUUCACUUGGUGCACUUGUCAGUGCUUUGUUGAUGUUAUUGACUGUAGGCUGAUAGAGACAAAAAAAAAGAAAAAAAAAAGAAAUUGCUGUUAAGAUAAUUUUUAUAACUG